AUGGAUGCCGCUUCACUCUUCAACGUCAAGGACAAAAUCGUCCUCGUCACGGGCGGCGCAAAGGGCAUCGGCCUCAUGAUCUCGGAGGGCUUCGUCGCCAACGGCGCGACGGUCUACGUCUCCUCCCGCGACGCCGCCGCCUGCGCCUCCGCCGCCGAGGCCCUGACGGCAAAGGGGCCCGGCAAGGCCCACGCCAUCCCCGCGGACCUGCAGAAGCUCGACGACUGCAAGGCCCUCGUCGCCUCCCUCGCCGAGAAGACGGGCGGCAAGCUCCACGUCCUCGUCAACAACUCGGGCGCCGCCUGGGGCGACUCCUUCGACACCUACCCGGACGCCGCCUGGUCCAAGCUGCUCACGCUCAACCUGCACCGCGUCUUCACGCUCACCCAACUCGCGGCGCCGCUGUUGGAGGCCGGAGCCAAGGAGGGGGACCCGGCAAGGGUGAUCAACAUCGGGAGCGUGGACGGGCUGCGGGUGCCGCUGAUGAGCAGCUUCGCGUACAGCGCGAGCAAGGCCGGGCUGCACCACCUGUCGCGGGCGCUGGCGCGGGAGCUGGGGCCGAGGGGGGUGACGAGCAACACGCUCGCGUGCGGGCCGUUCGAGAGCAAGAUGAUGAAGGCGACGCUGGAGUCGAUGAGGGCGACGAUCGAGGAGGAGAUCCCGAUGCGGAGGAUCGGGACGCCGCAGGACGUCGCGGGGGCGUGUUUGUUUUUGGCGUCGAGGGCGGGCGCGUUCGUGACGGGGGCGACGAUCACGGUUGAUGGCGGGAUCGUGUUGGCUUCCAAAUUGUGA
Molecule: messenger RNA, 792 nt
Organism: Colletotrichum karsti
Lineage: Eukaryota; Fungi; Ascomycota; Sordariomycetes; Glomerellales; Glomerellaceae
Exons: 2
Coding region: 1-792 (263 amino acids)
Molecular function (GO): oxidoreductase activity
Source: RefSeq, a predicted model, not a curated record